AUGGUGGGCGGUCCCAUUGAUAUUAACUUAAGUGGUAGACCAUCUUUGUUAAUAAGUAAUCGCAUGGGAAACCUGCGUGUACCUGAGCGCAAUGCUGGUGAAGACCUCGACGCUUACUAUCGUCGAAGCGUUCCAUUAAGUAACGUUCGCAACUAUACUUCAUUAGCUCGGUUAACACCUUCCGAGCGGAUAGAAGGUCAAGUUAAUUUGUUAGGGGAGUAUCCAUCUCCUGUCAACUUACGCUACCCAAUGUGUCACCUUCGCGACGAAGUCGCUUGUGCCUAUGAAGUUACUAGCGACUAUGCUGGUAUCACUCCAUUUAAUCCUAAUGAAGUGUUGGCAAGAUUACCGGAAGAGACGCAGAAUGAUGAAGAGGUUAAAGAAGCAAUAGACAAGGCAUUCGAAUCAAUCAUAACUGAAACGAACAAUUUGCCCGCAUCUGAUAAUGAUCAAGAACAGCGUAAUGAUUGGCGUCAUAUAGAAGUUGAAAAAAUACCCGUUGUGCUAUCAGAAGAUUUACAAUUGUAUGAAGAAAUAGUAAUGCCAUGGUGCGGACCUACAGAUUUGGAAGGAACAAAUGUGACAGAAGAAACAAAUCUGAUAGAAAUUGAAAAUGAACACGCCAGUACUAGCACUACAAAUGAGCCGAACAUUAUUAUUAAUAGUAAUACAAAAAUACCUUUAGAACAAUUAACAAAACUUUUUCCGAAAAAUCCAACAAAGCAGACUUUGAAACCAGUAGCCAUAAACCAAAAAAUAAAUGUAACUAAGAAAAAGAAUUACUGUAAUGACAGUUAUGAAAUCUUAAAGAUUCUAGAGAAUGAGUCGUCGAUACCGCCAACUGAUGUACAUUUACAAGAUGUUCCUAUGCCUACGAUAUCUGCGCCAAAACCAGUUGUUGAUUCUGAAGCCAACAUAUAUGUAAUGUCCGAUUUUUUCCAUAACAAUAGUAAUUGUAAUAUAGUAAUAUUACCAUACCUAUACCCCAAAUCGCAGCAAUCGCAAGAUUCAGAUAUGCAGCACAGCAGUAUUCAAUCUAUAACAGAAGAUCCUGGCCCCUCACGCACACCUCGAACAUCAGUUCCAAUUUUUUCAAGAAACUUAAAGGUUAUAAUUAACAUGCCGCGAGUUUAUGUCAGAAAAACGGAAACCAGGUACACAUUACAGGAUAUUUAUAGCGCUGUUAAAGAUGUUGAAGAAAAAAGGAAAACAUACAGCCUGUCUGUAGCGGUUACAUAA
Messenger RNA from Arctia plantaginis, 1239 nucleotides. The record is from the annotation of a GenBank genome assembly. Lineage: Eukaryota; Metazoa; Arthropoda; Insecta; Lepidoptera; Erebidae.